Carassius carassius (crucian carp) is the source of this 2772-nucleotide messenger RNA. RefSeq lists its product as uncharacterized. Bases 152 to 2506 code for a protein of 784 amino acids. The transcript has 15 exons. The record is from RefSeq and is a predicted model, not a curated record. Gene Ontology annotation, biological process: regulation of glutamate receptor signaling pathway. Lineage: Eukaryota; Metazoa; Chordata; Actinopteri; Cypriniformes; Cyprinidae.
CAUCCCGCCCUUAACCAGGCCUCCAAACAUAACCUCCACCCUGAACCAAACACGGCCUCCCAACAUAACCAACUUGACCCAGACACGGCCAUCCAACAUCACCACAAACCCAACACAGUCAGGCCCCAUCACUGUAACAAACAUUAUAACAAUGUCAAGUUCUAAUACUCAAUCAAUAGAAAUCACUGGCAGGGAUAACUGCAGGAGAGAUAGAGCAUGUUUCUCCGCUCCACCUUCCUGUAAUCCAGGUGCACAAGGUUCCUGCUAUUUCCUCUCCACAAGAGGAGUAAGCGGAAAUGCAAAUAAUUUUACUUUUGAGCUCAGUGGAGAGACAGAUGGUUACAUUGGAGCUGGCCUUUCUAGAGACAUCAGUGGUCAGGGUGCCACCGUCUAUUCUUGCGCCAAUAUCAAUGGUGCACUGAAGUUGAUUCGUUCCACGCUGAACAAUCAAAUUCUGACUCAGGAUAAUACAUUCAUCCCUGGAAGCUUCCGUGGCUCAGUGAUUGGCAAAAAGAUUCAAUGCAUUUUCAAUGCUGCAGGUCUCAACAGCAUAGCCCGUGCUGCAACCACAGAAACUUUUGUCUUCCUUUUAACAGGCAGUGUAUCAAAUGGUUCUCUUGAAUCUCCAGUCAGUAAACUAGCCACCAAUGGGUCAGUAGACUUAAGCAACCCUAACAGCACAGAUGUAUCAGUAAUAACCAGUACAAAUGCCACUGUAUCUAAUACCACAUCAAUAUCAACCACUACACCAUCUACGAACCUGACCCGGACUGUCCCUCCCAACAUGAAUGCCAAUGUGACAAAAAUGGGUCCCCUCAACACGACUGCAAACCUGACCCAGACGCGUCCUCCCAACGCCACCUCCAACAUGACACAAAUGGGUCCCCUCAACACGACUGCAAACUUGACCCAGACGCGUCCUUCCAACAUGACCGCCAACAUGACCGAAAUGGGUCCCCUCAACACGACUGCAAACUUGACCCAGACGCGUCCUCCCAACACGACUGCCAACAUGACCCAAAUGGGUCCCCUCAACACGACUGCAAACUUGACCCAGACGCGUCCUCCCAACAUGACCGCCAACAUGACCCAAAUGGGUCCCCUCAACACGACUGCGAACUUGACCCAGACGCGUCCUCCCAACACGACCGCCAACAUGACUCAAACACGCCCUGCCAACAUAACCACAAACUUAACCCCAAAACCGUCAGGCUCUAAUACCUUGGCCAACGGCUACACCAAUAACCCACCAUUGGAAAUCACUGGCAGGGAUAACUGCAAGAGAGAUAGAGCAUGUUUCUCCGCUCCACCUUCCUGUAAUCCAGGGGCACAAGGUUCCUGCUAUUUCCUCUCCACAAGAGGAGUAAGUGGAAAUGCAAAUAAUUUUACUUUUGAGCUCAGUGGGGAGACAGAUGGUUACAUUGGAGCAGGCCUCUCUCGAGACAAAAGUGGUCAAGGAGCCACUGUCUAUUCUUGUGCCGCAGUCAAUAAUGAACUGAAGUUUUUCCGUUCCACACUCAACAAUCAAAUACUGACUCAGGAUAGCACAUUAAACCCUGGAAGUUUCCGUGGUUCGAUGAUUGGAAAAAAGAUUCAGUGCAUUUUCACUGCUGCAGGUCUCAGCAGCAAUGCCCGUGCUGCAACCACAGAUAGUUUUGUCUUCUUUUUAACAGGAACCGUCUCAAAUGGUUCUCUGGAUUCUCCAGUGACUAGACUAGCCACAAAUGGGUCAGUGGACUUAAGCAACCCUAACAGCACAGAUGUAUCAGUAAUAACACCCAGUAUAAAUGCCACCACUACAUCCCCAAACACCACUGCAUCUACUCCAUCCGGAAUAUCUACAGCUAAUAAUGGCACAACCAAUGACAAGGUCACCAAAGACAACUGUAAGAAGGACAGGGCAUGUUUCUCCACUCCAGCCGACUGUGAUCCAUCCAGCUCAAGUAGCUGCUUUUUUGCCUCCACAAGAAGAGUGAACGGAAACUCUGACAAUCUCACUUUUGAGCUCAGCGGGGAUACACCUGGUUACAUUGCAGUUGGCUUGUCUCGAGACAAGAAGGGUGAUAAUGACACAGUCUAUUCUUGUGUCAACGACAAUGGUGUGGCGAGGUUCAUCCGUGCCACGCUGAAUAAUACCAUUCUGACUCCGGAUAAGUCUUUUAACCCCGGAUCCUUCCGUGGCUCUGUGAACAGCACUAGGAUUCAGUGCAUUUUUGUAGCUGCGGGUCUCAGCAGCACUGCCCGUGCGGCAAAUACAAGUACUUUCCUCUAUAUCUUCACUGGCAACUAUACAAACGGCACUCUAGGGUCACCAGUCACACGACUGUCUACAAAUUCACAGGUUGAUCUAACCAACACUAACAGCUCAGAGGUCAUAACACCCACUACUGUGGUUUCUACUACAGUAAAACCUGCUACAACAGCAGGGAGCAAUGCACUGCAUCACGCUGCAUCUCAGGCUGCUCUGCUAAUUCUCUCAGGGAUCCUUGCAGUCCUCCUGUUGUAAGGAUACUGCGAACACAUCAUUUACUUUCUGAAAUUGGGCAAUGAGCCUUGAACGCUUGAUGAACCCAACACUGAAGUAUAUGUAACUGUGCAAUAUUGGGACUUUGAGAACAGUGAAGAAAAGAGCUGAAAAUGUUGGGAAGACGGCAAUACACCAUUUUUGUGACCUGUGUGUAUGUGGGAGAGAGGUUAUGUUUGAGAGUGUUUUUGUGAGCAUUAGUGUUCAUAUUCUAAUAACGUACUGCUUGGUUCCUUCACAGAGAGGGC